AAGGCUCUAGGGCGGCAGAUAAGGCUGUUGCCAUGGUGAUGAAGGAGAUACCGAGGGAGGAAUCUGCUGAAGAAAAGCCCCUCCUUACUAUGACAUCACAGCUGGUGAAUGAGCAACAAGAAAGCAGACCCCUUCUGAGUCCCUCCAUCGAUGACUUCCUCUGUGAAACCAAAUCGGAGGCAAUAGCAAGACCAGUAACCUCCAACACAGCCGUCCUGACCACUGGCUUAGAUCUCCUCGACCUGAGUGAACCUGUCUCUCAAACCCAAACCAAAGCUAAGAAGUUGGAGGCCUCAUCAAAAACCUCAUCCCUCAAGAAAAAAGCAGAUGGUUCUGACCUCAUCAGCACAGAGGCUGAGCAGAGAGGCCAGUCUCUCAGAGCGCCGGAGGCUUCGUCCUUAGAUUUAGAUAUUCAAACACAACUGGAAAAAUGGGAUGAUGUUAAGUUUCAUGGAGAUCGAAAUACCGAAGGGCACCCAAUGGCAGAGAGAAAAUCAUGCUCAUCUAGAACUGGAUCAAAAGAGCUCUUAUGGUCCUCAGAGCACAGAUCUCAACCAGAACUGAGUGGUGGGAAAAGUGCCCUCAACUCUGAGUCGGCUUCAGAGCUGGAAUUAGUGGCUCCAACACAGGCCCGGCUGACCAAAGAACAUCGUUGGGGAAGUGCAUUACUUUCUCGGAACCACUCCUUAGAAGAAGAAUUUGAAAGGGCAAAAGCAGCAGUGGAGUCAGAUACAGAGUUUUGGGAUAAGAUGCAAGCAGAAUGGGAAGAAAUGGCCCGGAGAAAUUGGAUAUCUGAAAACCAAGAAGCCCAGAACCAAAUUACCAUCUCAGCCAGUGAGAAGGGAUAUUACUUUCACACUGAAAACCCCUUCAAAGACUGGCCUGGAGCAUUUGAAGAAGGCUUAAAAAGGCUGAAGGAAGGGGACCUGCCAGUCACCAUCCUAUUCAUGGAGGCGGCAAUUCUUCAGGACCCUGGAGAUGCAGAGGCAUGGCAGUUCCUCGGCAUAACCCAGGCAGAGAAUGAAAAUGAGCAAGCAGCCAUUGUCGCCCUCCAGAGGUGCUUAGAAUUACAGCCCAACAACUUGAAGGCUUUGAUGGCUUUGGCUGUGAGUUACACUAACACUGGCCAUCAGCAGGAUGCCUGCGAAGCUCUGAAGAGCUGGAUUAAGCAAAAUCCAAAGUACAAAUACCUUGUGAAGAGCAAGAAGGGAUCUCCAGGCCUCACCCGACGAAUGUCUAAGUCCCCAGUUGACAGUUCUGUUCUGGAAGGAGUGAAGGAAUUAUAUCUGGAAGCUGCACACCAAAAUGGAGAUAUGAUUGACCCAGACCUACAGACAGGUCUGGGAGUACUGUUCCACCUGAGUGGAGAAUUUAAUAGAGCAAUAGAUGCAUUUAACGCUGCCUUAACUGUUCGGCCAGAGGACUAUUCCUUAUGGAACCGUCUCGGGGCGACCUUGGCAAAUGGAGACCGCAGUGAGGAAGCCGUGGAGGCCUACACUCGAGCACUGGAGAUUCAGCCUGGCUUCAUCCGCUCCAGAUACAACCUGGGCAUAAGCUGCAUCAACCUGGGCGCCUACAGAGAAGCGGUCAGCAAUUUUCUCACUGCCCUCAGUUUGCAAAGAAAGAGCAGGAAUCAACAGCAAGUUCCUCAUCCUGCAAUCUCUGGAAAUAUCUGGUCUGCCCUCAGAAUUGCACUGUCUCUGAUGGAUCAACCAGAACUCUUCCAGGCGGCUAAUCUCGGUGACCUGGAUGUCCUCCUUAGAGCUUUCAACUUGGAUCCUUAAAGGAAAAGAAAAAAACAAAAAUAAUAAUCCCUCAUCUGUGUAAUUGUACUGAGAAAUGAAAAACUAUUUUAUUAUGAAUUUCAAAAAGGAUAAAUCAGAUUUUCAAAAGGCCAUGGUCAUAUAAUCCAAGGGAAUUAAUUCCUACAGACAAUGCCCAGUCUCUGUUCAGACACAAAAGCACAAAAUGUUGUACGUAGAGUCAAGGUCGGGCUCAAAAGAAGAAUUAAGAUACUCAAGACAAACCAAGAUAAAGGCUCAAAAGAUGAAUUAAGAGACUCAAGACAAGCCAAGAUAAAGGAACUGUGUGAAUACUCUUCACAAAUUGCAAGCCACUGCAAAACACAUCCUUUAGGUUUCUUGUUUCCAAUUGCAGCUGAUGACACAUCCGAGGAACUUGCUCAUGGGACACAUGGAGAAAGCCAUGUCUCAGAUCAGGGAAUUCUGACUAUUUCUGAACUGUCCCCUGCACUUCUCCCUCUUGCAAGACUGAACACAGUUUGGGCCAUUGGUGCAUGCACAUGUAUUAACUCGAUUAAAGACAGGCAUUGCUUAAAACUGUUUCAAUUUUAACUUUUACUGUAGCCCUUUGAUUCCAGAGAGAGAGCUUUGCUGGCAAAAGCAGUUUUUGCACUAGAAAUUUUUGCUGUUCCCAAUCAAAACUUUUCUGGGAUUGUAUAUAUGCACUUUAAUAUCUUAUUUAUGCCUUGCUGGAGUUUUGUUUUGUUGCUCCAAUUUUUAACGUGGGGGUGAAAGAUUUGAGAACUCAGCCUUGUUAGAUCAAUGGACCAAAUAAAUUCCUGAAAAUAGUUUUUCAUAGUG
Molecule: messenger RNA, 2603 nt
Organism: Galeopterus variegatus (Sunda flying lemur)
Lineage: Eukaryota; Metazoa; Chordata; Mammalia; Dermoptera; Cynocephalidae
Gene: PEX5L
Product: peroxisomal biogenesis factor 5-like
Exons: 13
Coding region: 33-1784 (583 amino acids)
Biological process (GO): protein import into peroxisome matrix, docking
Cellular component (GO): cytosol; peroxisomal membrane
Molecular function (GO): protein binding
Source: RefSeq, a predicted model, not a curated record